AUGGGACGCCGAUCUGUGAACACAACCAAGAGUGGGAAGUUUAUGAAUCCUACGGAUCAGGCCAGAAAGGAGGCCAGAAAACGGGAACUGAAAAAGAAUAAGAAGCAGCGCAUGGCGGUUCGCCACGCUGUAUUAAAAUCAAAAGACCCACUACAACUGCUCGAGGAAACUGCUCUUUACGACAAGCAGGGUUCGUUUAUGACCGUUGUGAAAAUUGGAUGGAAUACAUUUUUUCUUGAUAGAGUAAAGCUUGCUGAAAGAGUCAAAGCUAGCGAGAUCCCUUUACCGAAAUUACCGCAAUCACAAAUGGGUCUUCUGACCUCGGAUAUACCUCUGCCCGCGGGAUCAUAUACCAAGGGCAUAUUAAAGAAGUCUCUUGGGUAA
Messenger RNA from Echinostoma caproni, 384 nucleotides. Lineage: Eukaryota; Metazoa; Platyhelminthes; Trematoda; Plagiorchiida; Echinostomatidae. The record is from the annotation of a GenBank genome assembly.